Varanus komodoensis (Komodo dragon) is the source of this 4439-nucleotide messenger RNA. It is a transcript of the gene DNAAF2, whose product is annotated as dynein axonemal assembly factor 2. The record is from RefSeq and is a predicted model, not a curated record. NCBI's taxonomy places the organism in Eukaryota, Metazoa, Chordata, Lepidosauria, Squamata, Varanidae. Gene Ontology annotation, biological process: axonemal dynein complex assembly. Gene Ontology annotation, cellular component: cytoplasm. Bases 1 to 2247 code for a protein of 748 amino acids. The transcript is spliced from 4 exons.
AUGGCGGGCCGCUCGAGCGCGGACGAGCUGGAGCUGACGGGCGAGGAGGCGCGGCGCCUGGCCGAGGCCUUCCGCGACGAGCGCUUCCGCGCCCUCUUCGCCGAGUACGCGGCCGAGCUGGCCGACCCGCAGCAGAGGGCCGCCUACGAGGCCGAGGUGGCGGCCCUGGAGCGGCAGCGGGGCGUCGAGGCCCGCUUCCUGCACCCGGCGCCGGGCUGGGUGCUGCGCACGAGCCAGGGCGGCGCCCGCCGCUGCUACCUCAACGUCUGCAGCAACGCGCUGGUGGGCCGGCCCGAGGCCCGGCCGGAGCCCGGCGGCAGCUGCUGGUCGCUGCCGCACUGCCUGGCGCCCGGCCGCGAGGAGCUGAGCUGCCGGCGCCCGCGCGGGCCGCGCCGCCUGGUCUACGACGUGCUCUUCCACCCGGACACGCUCCGCCUGGCGGCCCGCUCGGCCCGCUUCCGCCGCCUGGUGGACGACACGGCGCUGGAGGCGGUGGAGCGGCACUUCUCUCCGGGCCUGGACCGCGCCAACGCCGCGCCGCUCCGCGGCACCAAGUACAAGGGCGUCCCGCAGGCCGCGCUGCUGCGGAGGCCGCUGCCCGGGGGCGCCCCGCCGGAGGGCGAGGGGGACUCCCCGCUGCCGCCCUUCCCCUCCCCGUACGCCUACCCGCCGCCCGCCCCGGAGCGCGCAGAGCCGCCCGCGCCGCCGCCGCCGCCCGCCGCCGCCACCCCGCGCUGCACCCUCCGGCACCGCUCCUACGUGGACCUGCAGGACUACCGCGACAGCCGCGACUCGGCGCCCAGCCCGGUGCCCCGCGAGCUGGUGGCGACCAUCGAGCUGCCCCUGCUCGGCUCCGCCGCGCAGGCCCAGCUGGAGAUCCGCGGGCGCGAGCUGCGGCUGGACUCGCCGCGCCCCGCCGCCUACCGCCUGCGCCUGCGCCUGCCCUACGCGGUGGACGACAUGGAGCUGCGCCACCAGUGCCCCGGAACCACCAGUGCCGUGUCCCCGGCCGGCCCCGGCGGGGACGGCGUGGACUCUCCUGUGGCAUCCCUGGCACGCCACGGCGGCCGCGAGGCAGGGCAGAGACCCGCGCUCCCGGCCGGCCCGGAUCUGCCUGUGCCCAACAGCCACGUGGAGCUUGGUGUGCCCGAGCUGGGGCUCAGAGACGGGACCUCUGCGCGGCCUCUGCCAUCCGCCGCAGGCCUCAGCCCGGAGGGAGAUGCUCCCGUGGACUCCACCGACCCUUCAGCGCUCCCUGCAAGCUCCCCUCCCUCCCUCUGUCCUCCUUUUCAUUGCACUCAGGAUGACCAGACCGUGACACUGCUCUUACAGGUGCCAGACAUUAUUUCCCAGAGCUUCCAGGGGGAGGUCGGGGCACAUCACUACAGGACUACUUUUUCCAGCAAAUCCUCCGGUGCCUACGAGUGCUGCUUUCAGUUUCUUCCCGAAAAUAAACUGAGCGCUCCCGAAAUUGGAGUUAAUGUGUCUCCCAGCAAUGCUGUCAUUACCCUGGCCAAGUUGCCCAAGUCCAGCGGACUUUGGACAAAGCUAUACUUUGGUCCAAAUGUCAAUGCCUUGCAGGAAAGGUGGUUUGUUACUGAAAACAAUGUGGAUGCGUUUCUUUUGAGAACGUCCUGCUCCAUCCAGCCUGAGAUGGAAUGCCAGCCAUUACUCGAAGUGUUGGACGUCUCGGAGGGCAAAAGCCAGAUCAGAUUAAAGCAGGCGCAGGAGCAGAAGAGCUGCGAGCCUGGCGAAACAGAAGGAAGAGUUAAUCUUAGGAGAGAGGAUGGUGGACAAGAACACGAGGAAGAGGCAGAAGAGGGCCCCAUAUGUGUGGAAGGCAUUUCAGGUUCUCUUGCAGCCUCGGAAACCACGGGGCACGCUGGCAGGGGAUCAGGGCAUUGUUCGGUGCUUGACCCUCCUGAUCCCAGCUUGGCAGCUCCAGAGAAAUCACCGAUAAGUGGGCUGCAUGCGUCACCACGGGGUUUCACAACGGGCAACGCGGCCACGUCUGCGCCUGGAGCUCCCCUUAAGCAGGGCAGGCCUGCCCAGACCGGGGAGAAAGCAGAUGCAGAUGCAGAGUUGGCACAUUCUGAGCAAGGACUGGAGCAAAAGCCAGCCCCGGUCACCACUCCCCCCGUGUUAAAGGAAACCAACAUGAAAGAUGGAAGUGUGCAGUACAUUACUCAACACUCAACUCGCUCUGCUGUCACGCUUCAGAAUGCUUUGUUGUACGAACUAGACUGAUUGGGCUGUGUUAAGCACCUACCUGGGCUCAGCAGCCACACCCACCUCAAGUUUGGAUCGCUUCCUCUGUAAAAAGUAAAGGAAUUGAAGACCUCUGCAGAAAUUCAACCAAAAGAAAAGGUUGAAUUUUCUUCUGGGGGAAAACCAAAGAAAAGGUUCCAUUGCAUCAAAAUAUUCACUACUGUUUUGGAGAUGUCAAACAUUUAGAGGUGCCUUUGUUGAGUUUGUUUUUAAAUAGGCAACUCAUUAAUGUGGAGCAGAUUUUUCACAGGUGCAAAAUACAAUUCAGCUGGGAAGCCAAGAGAACGAAAGGGCCACAUUUGGACGAUCCUACUUCAGCCUAUAAAGCCAACAGUUCGCCUGCACAUUUAGCUUGCUUGUGUGAACCGUGCUAAACCAGGGAAGACAGACCGUGCCCUUUCGAAGGCCAUGCCUACAUCUGCAAGGCUGAAGUGGCUGAUGUUUUGUUUCACCUUUAUUUCAGUUACCUUUCCCUCCCCUUUUUCUAGUUCUUCUCAGUUGAAAGGCAAACUGCAUCCCAUUAUAUUUAUUAAGCAUAUUUGAAAGUCACACCACGUUUCAUUGAGUGCUGCCCAAGCUUGUUUCAGGUGUGUUCGUAAGGCCUGGUCCUUUAGGAACCCAAUUCAUACUUCUGCGGUAUCACGCUCUUGAGCAAAAGAAAAAAUUUACCAACACCAACCUAUGUAAAACAGUUUAUGUACUUCCAUCCUGCAUGGUAAUUGAUUUGUGUGCUAUUAUUAUUAUUGAUUUGUGUACUAUUAUUAUUAUUGUCUUACAUCUUGCCUAUUCCCAGAGAUAAGGAUUGUGUUAACAGUCCUUAAUAAAAUUCCUGAACCCUUAUGCGAAACCCAUGCUUCGGGAUUCACCUUUGGAGUGUAAUCCCCUUGCCCAUUGUCCUAUUAAUUUUUUGAUGCUCAGAGUAACCAUACAUGCUGUGAGAUCACCCAGUGCAAGACACUGGGUAUAUAUUGGGCUCUCCAAGAAAGAUUACCGUCUGAACCCAGUUUGAAUCCCACCCCUGCAAAUUAUGGUAAUUAAUUUAAAAACAUUUGAUGCGACAGUGCAGCAUCAGAACUGGGCUACAGCCUUAAUGGAGAAACAUCUUUCUAGUCUCCAGUUUCUCUGGCUUGCUAAGUCAAGCAAGCCAAUUUUCACAUUUCAAAGCAACUUCUGCUUAAAUUGCUGAGUGGAGCUGGCUGUCCCGAGCGCUUUGGGAUUGCUUGCAGCCUGCAAGGAAACAUGGACGAUUCUUUCGCCUCAGCAGUGCCUAGAUGCGGCCUGAUUGUACCUGUUUCCUCAAAGCAGCCCCAGUGAGUUCUACAAAAUGGUCAAGAUUGCUUUAAAACACUAGACUCCACUUCUUGAUUUAUUAAAUUAAGAUGACAAAUCAACAUUGGUAUGUUCAAGGUUGCAACAGUGGAAAGAGCCGUAAGAAAAAAAAGCGUGUGAGCCAAAAGGCAAAAUCCCGAAAUGAGUUUUGCUGCUAGUUCUGCUUACCAGCUGGACUCAGCGUUGCUUGAAGCAGAAGUCAGCAAGUCUCACUAUCAGACAAUCCUGUCAAAUCUUGCAGAUUAUUUUUCUGAAAAGGCACCAAAAUGCACUAGCGGCAUUUUACUUCUUCCAGUCUUUUGUUCCUUUGCUGGAGGAUGGACUAGAUCUCAUUUCCAGGUUAUUUUCCAGUAGCAAUAAAGAGGCAUAAUUCACUGGGAAGUUCUUUUGCAUAACCAAUUUUCGCUUCAGCAAGGUCAUGCAGGAGAUCUUCUCGAACUGAGUAAACCAGUAAAUUGUUUCUGUACAAUCCUACCAGGCAGACUAUUUCAGGGAUACCGAGCCUCUAACGGGGAUGUAGAAUUGGCUUACAAUUAAAGUUUCUCAUCCCCAAAUAUUGCUGCUUUGCAAUGUUUUGGUUUUUUAGCAUUCCAGUUCUGUAGUUUCCUCAUACCGCCCUGUUCUCAAUUGUUCAUUAAACCGAGUUGUCAAUUCUGAAAGCUGGAUUAUUUCAGUCACAGGAGGUUAUAGCUGCAGUUGUUUUCAGUUCAGUUCUUGAAACACUUGGUCAUCUCUUAAUGAACCUUACUCUGUAUCGUUACCCUGUACUGUAAUUUCUAACCCUUUUCUAACUGUUAAAAAUCUAUACCAUUACAGUUCUAAUAAAACUUGAUUCUUCCAAA